Molecule: messenger RNA, 1695 nt
Organism: Penicillium cataractarum
Lineage: Eukaryota; Fungi; Ascomycota; Eurotiomycetes; Eurotiales; Aspergillaceae
Exons: 1
Coding region: 1-1695 (564 amino acids)
Source: RefSeq, a predicted model, not a curated record
AUGACUUCAUACAAUCAAUCACAACUUUCUCAAUACAGGUUUGACUUCGUCGUGGCUGUGACUCAGGCGAGCAUCAAUGCCACUAUGAAAGCCUACUUGAGCACUUGCCCGGAGCCCGAGAUAAAAAUCUGUUAUGUCGUUGGUCACGAUCCUAUCACGUCACAAGUUGUUCCCGAAGAGAUUCCAUAUGCCAAGCUCCUCGAAUUGACUGAGGGGGUUGAUCCGUUCACGGUGAACAUCCCAUCGUCGAACCCGGAGACUGAUCCAAACUUCCAAAAGUUGAUCAAGGCAAAGUUCAUGACGGGCUUCAAAGUCCGAAUGGGUAUUCCUGUCGGAGCCGAUGUUGCCACUAUCCCGGAUAUCGUGGGACUUCGAGCUGAUACAGCCACCGUGAAGUACAAUUUGAUCUGCAGCGAAUUCAUCAUCGCCGCUGUGCAGAACGAAUGGGGAGCCUAUUCCUGGCUCCAGAAGGCGCAGGAUCCCAAGAAGCCAUGGCUUUACUCUGCCACGGUCGAUCUGCGCAUGGGAGAAGUUCCCGAUUCGGCCUAUAGCAAACUUCCCAAGGCCGUUCAGGACCAAAUCAAGAACCUUUCAGGCUCGGCCUUUAGCAUUCAGCAGUUGCUGUUCGAUCUCAGCAACGCGGGGUUGUCCAGCGCUCCCAGAAUCGACGGCGUCGAGGCAGGCUCAGCCCUUGAAACCAUCCUCAAUCGCUUCUUUGUGUCCAAAUACGUCGCAAACCUGCGCGAAAUGGGUGACCCGAUGUUGGGUUGUGCCGUCGUUCCAAAAGAGACAGACAAGUCCACGCUCAAACUCACGGACCUGAACUUCUCUGUCAAUCCCUAUAUUGAUCCCAAAACCGCGGAUGUAGUGCUUCCUCCUGGAACUACGGAGCAGAACCUGGCUUGUCUUAACUAUCUUUGUGCAGUCGACAAUCACGUCCUUCCCCCUCCAACUCGGUUCCCUUGGAACUGGUUGCAAGGCAAUGAUAAUGCCGAUCAUGACGGAAUUGUAUCCAUCAAUCGAAACAACAUGCGGGAUUGGCUGGAGCCUUCAAUUCAAAAAGUGGUGAAAAAGCACUGCCCAAAGCCAAAGGUCUAUGCCAAACAUCAUGACGGCAACCUUCUGAAGCUACACGUGGAGGUAUAUUUCGGACCCGACUUGGAAGAGCCGACCGUCGAACGAAAGGACGAGGGGCAGACAGUUAUGACGAUGUCGUACGAGGGAUAUUCCGAGGACGAUGACCAAGCGGGAUCGAUCGAGCUCAGGUACAAGUACACUGUGAAUGUGGAUUUCGUCGGCUCCAACAUCAUCAUCACGCAGAAUGUCUGGGUAUGGUAUUACGCAAAAGCCAUUUCAACGUCGAACCACGAUGUUGUUAUCGACGACCUCCAGACAGACAUCUAUCCCAUCACCGUUAGUAAUGGUGAGCUCAUUGUAGGAACUGCAGAUUCAAAGUUCGAGAAAAGGGCGAAUCCUUCGGACAGGAACGGCUUUGUCGGUGCCUUCUCGGGUAUCAAUCGGGUCACCGAUAGCAUUCAGGACCAGUUGCAGAAAUUGCAAUCAAUCAAAUUGGAGACCAUCCCAGUUUCCGCCAUGCAGGGAUUUGUGUUCCCAGGAGGCAACACGUUCGCUUUCAAGCAUGCCGAAUUUUCAGAGCACCAGGACCUCGUUGCGUUCAUCACGUACACCUCUUGA